AAUAUUUUUAUCUUUGGUGAAGAAAUAAUUUUGUCACCAAUAAAUAACUUAGUCACUAAAUAUUUUAGGGGGAAAAUAAAAAAAAUUUGGCGCCUUAAACACGCACAAUAAUUUCUCGGUUCAAACCUAUUUCUCUCACACACACACGUUAUACUCGGUUCAAAACUAUUUCCCUCACCGCCGCUGCUACCAUUGCAUCAACCCACCGCCGACAGCUCUCACCGCCGCCGUUGGUUUCUCUUACCCUUGCUGCCGAUCGUUAGCCCCUCAUUUCCUCACCGCCGUUGCUGUGCCGAUCGGAGAUCACCACCGUUAUUGUUGUGGGUCGGAAUGGGACUGAAAUGCUUACCAAUGUGUCUGGUGAAGUAACUAGUCAUUUGCAAGGGAUGUUCACUCGGACAAUUAGGCUUCUUGAAGCUGGAUUGAAGCCAGUAUAUGUUUUUUAUGGAAAGCCUCCCCAUUUGAAAAAACAAGAGCUUGCGAAACGACACUCAAAAAGAGCAGAUGCUACUGAGGACUUGAACAAGGCCUUAGUGACUGGCAAUAAGGAACAGAUUGAGAAAUUCAGUAAACGAACAGUAAAGGUGGGUUUUUGCAGAGUCCUCCCUUCCACCAUUUGCAAUGUUUUUUUUUUAUAAUCAGCUUCUAUAGUUUGUUCAUUAUUAAGGCCCCCAACAUCAUAUUACUUAGUAAGCUUGUCAUUAUUGUCAAGAGCAUUUUAAAGAUUGGGACAUUGAAGAGUAUUAGCACAUUUGUCUUUUGUUUGGUGGAUACUUUUAUAGUCAACUGCAAAAUUUGAGCUUCUCCUUUCUAUUUUGAGAAACUUGUCAGGGAUAUAGGUAGAUGCCCUUCAUUUAUGUGGGAACCUUCAACCAUGGUGGUGUAUGUAUGAUAGUUAUUUGGUCUAGUGUUCUGGUCAUAUUUGAUGAUUAGGGGUUAAAGCCUUCUUUGUUCCUUCAUGGUCUUGAGAUAAAGCUUCAAACCUAGAAUUUAACUCUUUUGUCAUCGAACAAUUGGUUAGAAGAUAAUAGGAUUUUGGUUUUUGAUACCGAACUGAAGAUAGACAAAUUAUGAAAAUUGGGAUUAAGGCUGCCUAUAAUGAGAAUUUAUUUGAAGCUUUUGAUGCUUUGUUUGAUGCCUUGUGCAACCAUACCAUGGGUAAUUUCCAAGGAUUUUUAGGUUGAACAGCCCAAAAUCCAACCCCAAAAUCCUCCCAUAUUG
This is a messenger RNA of Camellia sinensis, 1221 nucleotides long. Its product is annotated as flap endonuclease 1. NCBI's taxonomy places the organism in Eukaryota, Viridiplantae, Streptophyta, Magnoliopsida, Ericales, Theaceae. Gene Ontology annotation, molecular function: 5'-flap endonuclease activity; 5'-3' exonuclease activity. The record is from RefSeq and is a predicted model, not a curated record.